This is a messenger RNA of Thyridium curvatum, 1098 nucleotides long. RefSeq lists its product as uncharacterized. Lineage: Eukaryota; Fungi; Ascomycota; Sordariomycetes; Thyridiales; Thyridiaceae. Gene Ontology annotation, biological process: meiotic DNA integrity checkpoint signaling; mitotic DNA replication checkpoint signaling; telomere maintenance. Gene Ontology annotation, cellular component: site of double-strand break; nucleolus; checkpoint clamp complex. The transcript has 4 exons. The coding region runs from base 1 to 1098 and encodes 365 amino acids. The record is from RefSeq and is a predicted model, not a curated record.
AUGCGGUUCAAGACGGAGCUGAAAAAUGUCCGCACCUUUUCGAAACUCACUGCGGCACUCAAUUCCCUCGAGAAGAUCGCCUGGGUCCGUCUGGACGAUGAGACGGCACGCUUCACCGUCAUCCCGGACACCGGGUCCCAAGUCUGGGCGUCCCUCUCCAUGGACGUCCUGUUCGACAACUACCACAUCCAGUCCGCCGAGGCCGGCAACACCAUCAACCUCGAGCUGCCCCUCGGCCCCCUCCAGCGCGCCCUGCGCUCAGCCAUCAACGCGACCGAGGCCAACCUGCGCCUGACCAAGCGCGACGGCGUCCCGAUGCUGAGCAUGACCAUCCACACGAACACAAACGAGAAGCCGGGCGGCGGCGGCGGCUUCAACAGGCCCCCCUUCGGCGGCGGCCACAACGACGGCGACAACGACCCCUUCGCCGACGACGGCGUCUUCCAGCAGGAGUCGCUCGAGCUGACCAUGAAGCGCGAGCACGAGAAGAUCAUCACGCAGGACAUCCCCGUGCGCGUGCUCCACCCCGAGACGGUCGAGACCAUCAUGCAGCCCAAGGUCCGCGAGCCCGACGUCCACAUCCAGCUGCCGCCCCUGCUCCAGCUCAAGGCCAUAUCCGACCGCUUCACCAAGCUCGCCUCCACCACCUCCACCUCGGCAACCGGUGGCGGCGGUGGCGGCGGCGGCGCUACAGCCGGCCGGGCCGCCGCCGGAGGGGCUGCCGCCUCGCCGAAGCUGGAGCUCUCGGCCAACAUGCACGGCAGCCUGCGGCUGCGCAUCGCCACCGACACGCUCGACAUCGAGAGCGUCUGGACGGGGCUCGAGAACCCGGAGCUCGACCCGGCGCAGCUGGCCAUGCCGCUCGAGGAGCACCCGAGCACGCGCUUCCGCGAGGCCGGCGCCGACAGGUGGGCCACGGUGCGCGUCGACGGCAAGGACUGGAGCCGCGUGCUGAGCGUCGGCCGCCUCGAGGGCAGGGUCAUUGCCUGCUUCGCCGACGACCACGCCCUCAUCCUCUACGUCUACGUCCCGCAGUACGACGACGCUGCCGCGGACGAUAGUGUCGUCACGUACUACGUCUCAUCGUUCAGCGCGUGA